CUAUUAUUGUUAAGAUGAAAAAUUAAAAUGGAUCUUUCUGCAGGGGAAGAUUCAAUGAAGUAUGCUGUCCUCAGCAUCCAGAUGCUCAUCUUAUCGAAGAUUACCGUGCUGGAGACCAGAUUUGCUCAGAAUGUGGUCUUGUUGUAGGAGACAGGGUUAUAGAUGUAGGUUCUGAGUGGCGUACUUUCAGCAAUGAGAAGGCAAACAGUGACCCUUCUCGUGUUGGUGGGGCAGAAAACCCUCUUCUAAAUGGCUCUGACUUGUCUACCAUCAUUGGUCCUGGAGCUGGAGGUGCUGGGUUUGAUGGAUUUGGUGGUCCAAGAUUUCAGAACAGAAGAUCUAUGAGCAGUUCAGACAGAGCCCUCAUUAAUGCUUUCAGGGAAAUAGCCAACAUGGCAGACAAGAUCAAUCUUCCAAAAGCUAUUGUAGACAGGGCUAAUGUUCUCUUUAAACAAGUCCAUGAUGGGAAAAACCUUAAAGGACGUAGUAAUGAUGCCAUUGCUUCAGCAUCUCUUUAUAUUGCAUGUCGACAAGAAGGAGUCCCUCGUACAUUCAAGGAAAUUUGUGCUGUAAGUAAGAUAAGCAAGAAGGAAAUUGGCCGUUGUUUCAAAUUGAUUUUGAAAGCUUUGGAAACUCAGGUUGACCUUAUUACCACUGGAGAUUUCAUGUCAAGAUUUUGUUCUAACUUGGGUCUGCCAGCUUCAGUCCAAAAGGGCGCCACUCAUAUAGCAAGAAAAGCUGUUGAUUUGGAUAUUGUUCCUGGAAGAUCACCCAUCUCUGUAGCUGCAGCAGCCAUUUACAUGGCAUCACAGGCCUCAGAAGAUAAGAAAACGCAAAAGGAAAUCGGUGACAUAGCAGGUGUUGCUGAUGUGACCAUAAGACAGUCUUACAAACUAAUGUACCCAAAAGCUAAAGAGCUCUUUCCAGAGGAUUUCAAGUUUGUCACACCAGUCGAUCAGCUUCCACAACUAUAAAACUUUUAUCAUGUGAUGAUUCUUCCUUGGUUUUUCAUCAUCUUUUAGAAAAUUUAUGUUAAGGUAGGGAUUAGUAAUGUGCCACUGCACUGUAUGGGCCUUUUUCAUGCCAUGACAAGCCAUUUAGUGGGUAAUUUCAACCUUUCUGUACAAUUCUUACCACAAGGAAAUAGUGUUCAUAUUUGGUUGGAGAUGUGUAUGGCAUUAGGUAAGACACUAGGGGAGGAAAAGUUUCAGUUGAGUUUCUUAGUAGUUCUGAAGUAUAUUGUAAUAAUGAUGACAUUUUAAGCUCCAUGUGUACCAUAUUUUAUUUAAUUUAAAUGCAUGUUCUAUUUAUUCCCAGAAGAGAAAGUGCUGUUAUAUCUUUGCUGUGCAUGUUUUUAUGUUGAUGAAAGCCUGUUGAUUUUUCUUGGAAGAGAAAUAACUAGGAUUUUAGGAGCCGGAAGUUGAGAAUGCAGGUGCUGUCAAGAGCUCUGAUUUAAUUGGUUGGAGUUGUCUCUUUUACGGAGAUAUAUGCUGUUAAUCCUUCAUAUUUUUUAAUUGGGUUUUUUCUGCACUUCAUAGUGUGGGAAGUGGAAAAGCAAUGAAGAUUAGAUAAAUAUCAUAUAGCUGUGUUAUUAUGCUUUCAUAAUACUUUAAUUUACUUGAAAUGAGUGUUUAUAAGUACAGUAAGGCCUUUUUAUUGGUUACUGUCAUUUUGAAAAUGCAGUUUUUGUGGUCAUGCUAUUGUUCCUUUUAUUCAGUAGUUAGCACCUUUGUUCCAGUAAAUGUGGUUUCCUUCUCUUUCUGUUGUUGAGGAGUUCAUAUUUUGUAUUGCCUGUUGAUUGGCAGAGAGGAGUGAAAUAUUGAAAAAAAUAGUGAUGUAGUUUUUAAAUUGAUCAUACUGUAUUUUUACUGUAAAGGUGUACAUAUUUCAGUUAGAGAGGCUAUAGUAGAUUCACAUCAACCUUGCGUUUGAUGUCUAGGCCCGUCCCUUACGACACUCCUGAUUGGCAGUUGAUAAGCCAGUCUCUCAAGAGUUCACAUAGGUAGGAUGUAUGUUCCACCUCUCCUGAGGGAUACAUCUUUCUUGUAUCCCUCAGGAGAGGUUGAACGUAGAUCCUACCCAUGUGAACUCUCGAGAGAGACUGAGGUUUUCCAGCCCUGUGAUUGGCUUAUAAACAGCCAAUCAGGAGCGUGGUAAGGGAUUGGCCUAGACAUCAAAUGCACGGUUGAUGUGAAUUUCUACUAUAGUAUGUUUCCCCCCUGAUAUGAGGCCUUUAAUACAUUUUUUUCUGUAGUAGUUUUCACUUUAAGAGCGUUGUGGUUAUUUUUGUACGUUUUUCAGUAGCUGGCAGUUUUUUCAUCUGGUUAGGCACAUAAUAGCUCUCUUUGGUAGUCAUACAGUUAGUAUAUCAUGGAAAAUGUAGCAAGCAAGAAUGAGCAUCAUUUAGAUGUCAGGUGGAGUUGAAGUUUUACUUUUUAAUAUCUUGAGGUUAGUAGGUCUCUCGAUGACACUGAAUUUUAUGUGAUCAGUACAGUUAUUUGCAAAGUUUUACUUUCUUCAGUCAUCUGCAAUGAAGCGUUUAAGGAAAGAUAAUUUUGAGCUCAUUGCACUUCAGGAAACUUACCCAUACACUUUUCCUUCUCGUAGGUUGUUGAUCCUCAUUUGUAGAAGAAUGGUGGCCUUGGUGAAAUAGAUUCUCCUUAGUGGUUUAGGUCAUGGAUUUAUUGUAUAGUGGUACACAUAAAUGUCACAAUUGGAGCAUUGCUUGUUUAUAGUCACUUAAAGAUGGUGAAUGAAUAGGAAGGUAUAUUGUUCUGUAUGCUCAUCUUAAAGGUACAAGAUGGUAAACUGUCAAUGUUGAGGUGAAGAUCUUUAUCGCAAAUGUGCCAUUGUCAUGACCAUUAUUUUCAGUUUACCAUUUUGAUAUUUUCAAGAAUAUUUUUUUUGAUUGACAUUGAAUAUAUAUGUAUUCUAUAUAUUUUUAACAAUAUACAGAUCCCACCUCUUCAUUUUAUUAGCUUGAAGUUGUUUGGAAAUAAGGGAAGAAUGGACUAGCGUCAAGAUUUUUUCCUUCUUUUCAAAUUAAAACACGUUACAAUCACAUACCAUGUGAUAAUAGUAGUUGAAUUUGUCUGUAUUCUCCUUCCAGGUGCAAAAAUAUUUUAUAAGAGUACAAUUUGUAAUCUUUGGCCUUUUGAAUGUUGUUUAAAGGAACUCUAUAACUGGAAUUGUGAGGCAUACAAGUUAAGUUUGGGUCGUUUAGAUUUUUUCUGUAUUGCCGUGAUUUUAAGGCCACGUUAUAUUAGUGGGUUAAUUUUUGUUUUGAUCUCUGACCCUACAGUAUGCUCUUGCUCAGUCCCUUUAACAAUACUUUAGCUUUAUUUUUGUUUUGUUACAUAGAAGAUGAGAACUGUGAUGAAAUAGCACAGACUUAUCUGUUACCAUAUUUCUCUAUGGUAGGGAUUUUAAUGUCUUAGAUUCACAGGCAUGGAAAUAAUAUUCCACUGAACUCAGUUUGUGCAGAUAACAAGAUUUUAUGCAGAUUUGUAUCUUUCAAUUAGUACUAACCCUAUGUGACCAGUCAACCCCCAGAAACAUGCAAAAAUGGGAUGUUAAGGUUCUGUUGUAAAUCCAUAUCUUUGUUAGUUUUUUUUUCGUAUGUUUGGUUUUAAAUCUGAGAUGGAAGAUGGUUUAGGUAUUUUAAGGCUGGUUUUAUUAGGUAAUUGAAAAACAUCAUUACCUUAGUGUUUUUCCAGAGCAUAACACUGAGCAAAGAAGCCUACAGUUUUGUUGGUAUGUAAUGGCAACAGUAUGUCACCAACAAUGUCAUAAUCAUCAUUAUUAACAUUUUUAUGUGGGAUUGUCCUUUAUGAGCUUAGAUGUAGAAUGAGUUAGCAUUAUAAUAUUUAUAGUACAGCCGGAACUAUUAUGAAUAAUCGAUUCAUUAGGUUUGCUUUAAUAAAUUUCAGUCUUUAAUAACUGUUUAUCGUCCUAUUUGUUGCAGGGGCUAGUUGUAGAGUUAUUUUUUCUAAGUGACCAUGCAGUUUUGUGUUUGCUUAUGAUGUAGUAUCUUAAUUAUUCAGAAGCAGGGUAACAAGACUAUUUCAAUUAUUUUAAUGAGUCAUUUCAAUACUUGCUUAAAGUCAGCAUCAAAGAUUUCUUUUUGGAAAUUAGAGCAAAUAAAGUCACAGAAGUUGGACUGCCACAUAGGAAAAGAUCACAGGGAAUGGAUAGAUAGAUAGGGCAGAAAGCAUGACUGCUUAGGGGCCAAUCAUUUUUACUGUGUCAUAUAAGGUUCAUGUUUGCACUACUUCCUCUAUAGUCAUAGUAGGAUUAGACCACAAGACAUCACUUUUCUGCAACAAGGUAAACUUAAAGGUAAUGAAAUUCUUUAUGAUAAAUAUUUCUGUGGUGGUAUUGUAUCUCUCACUUGUAACGUUUUUGUGAGCUGUCAUGGUUUGUUCUUUUUUGUACUCGGUAAGAUGAGUGGAUGAGGAGAUAUGUAUAUGUUCAGCAAAAAGAUUUAAAAUUUAAUCCAUUUCAGAUACUACUUUAGUCUUUGUGAAGAAAAUUGUCUUUGUAAGUUUUCUUACCAGAAACUCAUUUCUUUUUAUCUCCAUGAACAUUUUUCCUCGCCAGUUGUAUAUAUCCUAUGGCAGCAUCAAAAUCAAAUAUUUAUCAGUCAAGUGUCAGGUUGCAUUACUCAUUUGUCAGCUUAUUUAGAAAAUAUUUAAGCCAGUUUUUCCAUCUCACGAUUAGUAUCUAUUAAGGUUGAAAACUUUGAGUGAGAAUAUUGGGUACAAAUGAAGUCUUGGAAUUUUUCUUAAUUUUUGUCUUUGUGUAACGUACGUGUUUGUUUAUCCUUUUACUUAGAUCGCACCAGAAAGUGAGUUGAAUUGAGAUAGUUUUUUUCAAGUAAUUUUUUUUUUUUGUGCUCUAGUCAUCAUUUUAGAAGUUUCAGAUAUGCCAGAAAAAAUUACAGUCAAAUACAGUUGGGAAUUAAUGUUGUAUAUAUUACAUACUGUUCAACAAGAGAAUAAGUAUCUAUUAUAGCAAAGAGUAUUGCUAAUAGUGUUUUCUUCCUGCACGAGGUUGGUAAAGGUAAUGGUGCAUAAAAAAAUUUUAUUUUAUAUUUGAUGGGCUUACCUAAUUCAUCCGGGUCAGCCUGCCAAAUAUUCUAAAAAAUAUAUUAGUAUUUCUAUGUUGCAUUUAAAAAGGAGGAACCUUUGAAAUUGUCUUGUUAAUAGAUAUGUUAUCUGGAUGAUGAUCCCCAGAUGGUUUUUUGGGAAAAUCACUAGAUUAAACAAAAGUAAAGGUACAUCGUUGUAAAUUAUACUGAAGCUUACAGUACUGUAAUAUAUUUUUGUCUUUGCACUUCUAUGAGUUACCAUAAUUCUCGUGUGAUCUUUGCUGCAAUGGGUCAUUAAAUUACCCCUUGGUCAUAAUCAUGUUUGAUAAAUUUGGGUUCUGAUUUUUGUAUUCAUGGAUUGAGUUGCAAAAUAUUUGAAUAGUUCAGAUGAAAAAUACCUGAAAUCUCAAUCCAAGCUACUGUUCUGUAAUUUGAUUUCUCUCGCAAUCAGGCCAGCCUGUGAAAGAAUUGUAACUGGUCUGGGUAGUACUUUUAUCUAGCAAGGAUAGUUAGGAAGACUAAACAACUCGAGUGGAUAGACUUUUGGGUGAACAGUUUCUUUGAUGAAGCAUUAUACAUACAGUAAUCCACAGGUGCAUAAUUGGAUUUUUCUGUGCUUCCUGAAGCAACGUACAAUGUGUGCUGUUGGGUUUACUAGUGCAGUUUAAAGAGUUGAUGAUUUCAUGAUAAAAAGUUAAUUACUUUAUUUUUAUUGUUACUGAAUUUAGGCCAUAACUAACCCACUUUAUAAUCAUGAAAUGGGAACUUCAUUGCACAUAACUUCAUUUGUUUACUAUGAAUUCUUCCUCCACAUACUUAGAAUCCCUCAGUAUCCCCUAUUUCUACUCCAUUCCAACUUUUGUAGUAUUAAAAUACAAUCCAUGGCAGUGUUGUAGUCCAUAGACUGGUCUGGUAGAGCUCAUUAAUGAUAUCAAUAAUCAUGUUUAAUCUGCAUCAUUAAAUUCAGGGUACAGUAGUACGUAGUACAUGGAAUGGUAUUCAAAUGUUUAGUAGACAUAAAGACUGAAAUUUUGAACAGUGAUCGUCUCGCACGACAUUUAAAAGUGGGAAACAAUUAAUUUUCUCAUGAUUAUUGAUUUUUGCUGAGAAAAUUUCCUUUUUUAGUACUGUAACAUAGCUACUGUUUGUGUCUUUUAAGUGCUUUAUAGCUUUGAAAUAGGCUCUAUUUUUGUAAUGGAUUUGCUUUAUGGAUUACAAGUAUGUAAAUGAUACUAUAAUCUGAUCUCAUAAAAUUUUAGGACUGGAUCACAAAGGGUUAUAUUUAUUAGUAUGAGUACUAAGAAAAUUUCUUAAACUGUAGAACCACUCAUGCAAUAAUAUUUAUUUUGCAUUUGUAUUGAAAAUAAAUAAAGAUGAUACAAA
Molecule: messenger RNA, 6472 nt
Organism: Macrobrachium nipponense
Lineage: Eukaryota; Metazoa; Arthropoda; Malacostraca; Decapoda; Palaemonidae
Gene: TfIIB
Product: transcription initiation factor IIB-like
Exons: 6
Coding region: 342-974 (210 amino acids)
Biological process (GO): transcription preinitiation complex assembly; transcription initiation at RNA polymerase II promoter
Cellular component (GO): nucleus; transcription preinitiation complex
Molecular function (GO): TBP-class protein binding; RNA polymerase II general transcription initiation factor activity
Source: RefSeq, a predicted model, not a curated record